This is a messenger RNA of Lacerta agilis (Sand lizard), 963 nucleotides long. Its product is annotated as tetraspanin-7-like. Gene Ontology annotation, cellular component: membrane. Lineage: Eukaryota; Metazoa; Chordata; Lepidosauria; Squamata; Lacertidae. Bases 226 to 963 code for a protein of 245 amino acids. The record is from RefSeq and is a predicted model, not a curated record. The transcript has a single exon.
AGCAUUUCAUACUUGGGGUCCCGAGUGAAGGUGUUCUCACCAUCGCCCAGCUUGCAAGGUGGAGGAGAUUAACCAAAACUUCAAGGAAAUACCAUCUCAAGGUGGCAUCACAGAGCAUCAGUCAGCUGCACAGAGCAUCAUUCGGCAGCACCAAGUGCCACUUCCUUCCUCCAUACCGGUUAUAAGCACCUAGGAGAUUUUACCUUCCAUCGCCAGAAAGGUACCAUGGCUGUGCUCAAGCUUUUCCUCAUGGCUUUCAGCUUUGUCUUCUGGGCAGCGGGACUCACCAUGAUUACCCUCGGCAUUUGGGCCAAGAUUUCCCUGGGCACCUACUUGGUGCUCUCCACCAACGAAUACCCAAACACCUCCUUCAUUUUGUUGGCGACUGGCGCAGCUGUCAUCGUGUGGGGCUUCCUGGGUUGCUUCAGCGCCGCCACCGAACACCGCUGCCUGCUGCGCACUUACGGGAGCUUUCAGCUGGCGGUGCUGGCCGCCAGCUUAGCGGCGGGGCUCUCCAGCUUGUUGUACCGCAAGGAUAUCGCCAAAGGCUUCCAGAACGGCCUCCGCGAAGCCAUACGCUCCUACGCCGAGGACGAGGAGAAGGCCGAGGCUCUGGAUUCCGUCCAGCGCACCCUGGACUGCUGCGGGGUGGAAAGUUACCGCGACUGGUUUUCCUCGCCGUGGUCUACGGAGCAACAGGCACCCAACGGCUCCGUGCCCGCGAGCUGCUGCAGGGCACGCAAAAGGUGCAUGCACAGCCCUCUCCCUUUCGGCGCCCAGGGCAUUUACCGUGACGGGUGUUUCAGCAAGGUCUACAACUUCGUCAGCGGCAACAUGUUCUACAUUGCCACGGCGGCCCUCGGGCUGGCACUCAUGCAGGUGGUGGGCAUCAUCCUGGCUUGCCUGCUGGCUGCUCGGAUCCCGUCCCACGCUCAGCCACCCGGAGGCACCAUCCCACACUGA